GCAGCAUGGAUCUCUCAGCGCCUGCUCCGUUGGUAGCCCUCCUCCGCUGACAUCCCCUCCACCUCCUUCUCCCCAUUUCUUCCUCCACCUUUCCCUCUCUCAUCAACCCCUCUUCCUCCACACCCCAUCUCUGACUACCUCACAAUCUGUGACCACUCCGCCCCUCCUACAUCAUGGCAGGGGAGAAAGGGCCGACUAAGCGAAGCGCCAUGGACAUCAAGCGCCUGGCCAGCCUCAUCCAGAGAGGAACGGGCCGUUUGCUGGUGAUUGACAGCCGGACGUUUUCUGAGUACAAUGCGUCACAUGUGCAAGGUGCGGUCAACGUCUGCUGCUCCAAGCUGGUGAAGAGGCGACUGCAGCAGGACAAGGUGUCUGUCACUGAGCUGCUGCAACCCAAUGGCAAGGUGAAGGUGGAGCUGGGCAGGAAGCAGGAAGUGGUGGUUUAUGACCAGAGUUCCAAAGAGGCAGGGCAUCUGUCCAAAGAAGGCUUCAUGCACAUUCUCAUGGGAAAGUUGGAGGGCACCUUCCAUAAAGUCUCCCUGCUCACCGGAGGCUUUGCUGCUUUCUCCUCCUGUUUCCCCGGCCUGUGUGAAGGGAAACCUGCCACUGCUAUGCCUAUGAGCUUGUCCCAGCCCUGCUUGCCUGUGGCUAAUGUAGGGCCCACUCGCAUCCUGCCACACCUCUACCUGGGUUCACAGAAGGACGUCCUCAACAAGGAUCUGAUGGCUCAGAAUGGUAUCACCUAUGUGCUGAAUGCCAGCAACACCUGCCCCAAGCCAGACUUCAUCAGCGAGAGCCACUUCAUGCGCAUCCCAGUUAACGACAACUACUGCGAGAAAUUGCUUCCCUGGCUGGACAAAACUAAUGAAUUCAUAGACAAAGCUAAGGUGUCAAACUGCAGAGUCAUUGUGCACUGCCUGGCUGGAAUCUCACGUUCAGCAACCAUCGCCAUUGCAUACAUCAUGAAGACAAUGGGCUUGUCAUCAGAUGAUGCCUACAGGUUUGUAAAAGACCGAAGACCGUCCAUAUCCCCCAACUUCAACUUCCUUGGUCAGCUUCUGGAGUUUGAGAAGGGCCUGCGAUUGCUGCAGAUUUUAACAUCAACCUCUGAUGACAAGAUCUCUGAAAACAACACUAAGCAAUGCUCCGAGAUCAACGGAGUCAACACAGGUUUCGAGAUCAACGGUCACCGCAGCAACUACGACUCCUCUGUGGCAGAGCCGCACAUCCCACCAGAACCCAAGCUGCCAUCACCCACCUCCCUCCAGCAAGGCUUCAACGGCCUACACCUCUCCGCGGAGAGGAUCAUGGACACUAACCGGCUUAAACGCUCCUUCUCCCUGGACAUUAAGUCUGUCUACUCACCUAACAGCCCCAGCCUGGCCCCCACACACUCUGAAGACGUCCCCAAGCUGUGCAAGCUUGACAGCCCAGGAACAGGCACCUCUAAUGGUGUCUGCUCCCAGUCUCCCGUCCUAGACAGCCCCAGCUCCUCCGAUUCACCGUUCCCCUCACCUGGCAGCGGGGGCAGCAUUGGAGGUUUGGGGCUUGGAGGAAGUGAAGGAGUCCAUCGGUCUGGUUCUUCCUCAUCCAGACCCAGGAGAAAACCCAAACACUGCUCCGGUAGUUCCCCAAUCCGCUCCCAACCACACCAACCUCCACAGUCCCUCAGCUUGUCGCUGGAAAACAAGAGCCCCAGCCUGGAUGAGAACCUAAAGGGCUCCCUGCUCCUGUCACUACCCUCCGUGCCCACUGUGGGGUCUGGGGCCAUGUGGACCAAACACAGAGACACUGUCCAGGCCACCACUCCCGUCACUCCCGUCACCCCCACCACAGAUGCCCCCUGGCACUUUGGGGCAGAGGAGGGUGGUAAGGGAGAGAUGGAGCUAGGAGGAGGAGGUGUUGGAGUGGGAGAGGAGUCGUCGGUGAGGUUUGGGAGCAGCUCGGCGUACAUGGCGUUUGGGUGCAGCGAAGGUGUGCGGUUACGAGAAAAAUCUCAGAGGGAGAAGCCAUCAGCACCACAGAUACAGAGAGACCACCGGGACUCCAUGUCAACAUCCACAGUGACCAUGUCCAACAGUGCAAACAACAGUGGGCCUGCGUCAGAGAAGCAGUUCAAGCGGCGUAGCUGUCAGAUGGAGUUCGAGGAGGGCAUCUCUGAGACGCGAUCCCGAGAAGAACUGGGAAAGAUCGGGAAGCAGUCAAGCUUCUCUGGGAGCAUGGAGAUCAUCGAGGUAUCCUGACAGAUAAUGGACAUGAUCCGAGCUGUCCCUUGGGGGAACAAGUGGAUCUGGUUAGAGGGAGUACAAGAAGAGGACAUAUGACAGGGAGCGAAAGAGGCUUUUUUUCUGCUCCCCUCACGGACAGUGUUAAAGACUCCAACCGAGAGAAGGACAAAUAGAUUCACAAGCAGAGAGUUAAUGUGAAAAGGUUAGCAAGCAAGCUAGCAUUUGCACCUGGACAGACAGAGCCUGUGACGUGGUGCUUAGCAGACCAUAACCAUCCUGAACUCUCACACAAAUCUGAAGAAAAGUCCGGGUGAGGGUGGGGUAAAGGGGGUGACUGUAGGUACUGGAACUCUUAAUUUUACUGAGCUCUGUCACAGAUAAAAAGAAACGACCCAGGGCAAGUGACAUGUUGCAUCCUUAAUAUAUAGAAUACCCCUUUUUUGACAGAGUUCGGAGACAAACUGCCGGCCUGCGGUCAAAUGUAGUGUGCUUCAGUGGGUGUAUAGCUUGUGAUUUGAACCAAGCCCUGUGUUUCCUCCCAAAGCUUCACCCCGGUGUCAGAAAGCCUCAGAACCUCGCACGGCUACGUCCACCCCUCCACCCCCACCCCUUCCAAGUGGCUCUGCCUGCUACAGACUCUGCAUAACAACAUCAGCGACAAUAACAGACUCCUUUACAGCACCGUCUCCUCACAUCAACACAGCACACAUGGCAGAGAGAUCCCAAGGACUAAAUCUAAAGGCGGUACUGAAUCCAAACAAUGAAGGAUCCUCAGCAUUUUGUUUGCUGAACAGACUUUGAGCUGAAGACUCUUAGCGACGGGCAGUGUUCCCCCCCCCCCUAAAGCACAGUGUGUCUUUCCUGACUUUGGCUCCCUUGUUUCCAGUGUUAACAGCGUGAUGGGACUGACAUUUCGGGAUGGUGGUGAGGGUUCGCUUUAACGGCCCUUUAUAGACCCCCCCCCCUCCCUCCCCCUCACUGCUGCCAGUCAUCACCUAUGGUCACCACUGAGCAUGCACCAGAAAGGCUGACUACAGACAGACAAAUACUAUAUAUACAAUAUGAAUAUAUAUAGCAAUUUUAAUGGACUUCUAAUGGACUUUUUUGUUCAGUUAUAGUUUUAAUUUAUUGUAUUGGUUCAUUCUGGUAAUGAGAAAUAAUAUAAUGUUUUGUGGAUUUAUUUCCUUUUUUUCUUUUGUUGAAUUAUUAUUAUUAUUAUUUUUAUAUAUUUUUGCUGUAUGUAUUUAUUGGAACAACACAAACAAACAAAUACACACAUUCAACAAAAUCAAGCAAGCAAUAUGUGCUGUUCCUUCUUUGGGGUGAGUGAUGUAUGAAUUUGAAAUGCACUUUUCUGCUUUCUGAUAACCAAGUUCAGUUACCCCUCACACCCUGGCAACAUGAUACUCUGAAAACUAAGUCUUGAGUUUCGCUAGAACAAAUACAGAGCCUCUCUUUUGUAUUUGGAGGAUGAUACAGUAGUGACAUCUAUAAGAACAGAAUCUCUUUUUUGGCUCAUCUGCAGUUUGUAUUCAUGGAUUUAUCGCAAUUGAAGGCUCAAGCAAUUUAAAAAAAAGACUGUUUUGUUUGACCGUGUGCAGAGGAAGACAAAGUAACCACACACACACUGAUCACUAUUUUCUUUCACUUUCAUGAGGACUUGCAUAACAACAACUAUAUGCAAACGGACACACGCUCUUUCACAUCUUUGAAAUUUAUAGACUUGAGUGUCCUCUCCGAGCCAGCACCAGUUAAUCAUCAUCAUCAUCAUCAUCGCACGUCCCACCAAAGCUGAAACCAACACACACACACACACACCCUAUACUGUAUGCACUUACACAUAUUUUCACACAUGUAAAGCGUAGGCCCUACACACACCCUUUUGUUCAUUCUCAGGGGAUCUUUCAGUGAGCCAAGCCCGGCACAGGGUACACAGCUGCUGGUACAUCAGCACAAUGCAUGUCCGUAAAGCUCCCUCGCUUUCUCUCUCUCUCUGUUUAUUUUUAUUUUUCGCUCUUACUUCUUAUUUUCCAAAGCUUUGAUAAAAACAGCAUAACAAAACAGAAAGGAAAAAAGAGGAUCUUCAUAUCUUGAGGUGAAAGAAAGGAAAACUUUACUCUCCUGGUGCGAGAUGGUUAUUUAUUUAUAAUGUAAAAUGUGUUUAUUUUUCCUUUGACCCUUGAUUAGCUUUUUUCUCUCUGGUGAUCUCUGACCUUUGACCUUGGGCUGCUGCAGCUACAGUAAGUUCAGAUAGAUUCCUAUGUUCCCCCGAUGCUCAAGCAACCUCUCCUCUCCUCUCCCUCCUCCCUAUAUUUUUAAGAAAUGUUGUUAGAAUUAUUUAUGACAUGUAAUAAAGAUGAUGCAGGCUGUCCCAUUUACUAAAAUUGUUAUUAUCGAUUAUUAUUAUUAUUAUUAUUAUUAUUAUUAUUAUUAUUAUUAUUAUUAUGUUGUGUAAAUAGCAACGCAUCUAAGAACACUGAUGAAUUUAGAUGAGUUUUUAAAAGAAAAUCCUGAUACCUUAGGCUGCUUGACGCAAAAAUACCUCAGGUUCUAUUGAAAGGCUUUUCCUUCCCCUGUACAUGUUUUGUGAAAAUGAGACAAAAAUACAGACAUGACAAAAUACAAA
Messenger RNA from Morone saxatilis (striped sea-bass), 4854 nucleotides. RefSeq names its product dual specificity phosphatase 8a (gene dusp8a). The record is from RefSeq and is a predicted model, not a curated record. Lineage: Eukaryota; Metazoa; Chordata; Actinopteri; Moronidae. Gene Ontology annotation, biological process: negative regulation of MAPK cascade; protein dephosphorylation. Gene Ontology annotation, molecular function: MAP kinase tyrosine/serine/threonine phosphatase activity; protein tyrosine/threonine phosphatase activity. Gene Ontology annotation, cellular component: cytoplasm.